GGCAGGGGAGCUGGACUUGUGUACGUUGCAGAAUUGCUGCUGACUUCUCCGCCCAGAAAGCGCUCUUCCUAGCGGCACGGCCGCUAAAGGGACAGAAAGAAUUCUCCUGCUCCACCUUAAGCCGCCAAGUGUAGGGAGGCUACGGGAGGCAACAGCGCCUCCUUAAGCGGCUGCGGGUCCCGCUCGGGCGGUGGUGGAGGCGGCGGCGCGUGCGGCUGGGGGAAGGGGAGGGAGGAGCUCGCGCUGCCCGGACCAGCCCGCGCGCCACCGCUUCCAGCAGCAGCGUCUGCCGCCGGGCUCCGGAGGGUCUAGUUCGCGCCGUGCGGGCAAGGGCUGAGGCCAAGGCGGAGCGGCGCACAGGGGCAGCGAAGCCCCGGGGGAGGCGGCAACACCAUGGCCGGGCCCCCGCCGCCGCCCCCGGGCCAGGAGGCGCCGCGCUACCAAGAGUGGAUCCUGGACACCAUCGACUCGCUGCGCUCGCGCAAGGCGCGCCCGGACCUGGAGCGCAUCUGCCGCAUGGUGCGCCGGCGACAUGGCCCGGAGCCGGAGCGCACCCGCGCCGAGCUGGAAAAGCUUAUCCAGCAGCGCGCCGUGCUCCGCGUCAGCUACAAGGGGAGCAUCUCGUACCGCAACGCUGCGCGGGUCCAGCCGCCCCGGCGAGGCGGAGCGCCUGCCGCCAGCCCGGCGGCUCCGCAGCGGCCGGCCCGCACUUCCCCGCCCAGCGCUCCCGCCGCCGCCGCCGCCACCGCGACGCCCCGGUCCUCCCAGCGUGCAGCGCCUCGCGCAGAACCAGCCGCGCCGCCGCCGCCGCCUCGUCGGACCGGACGGGAGCGACCGCCGCCUCCCCCAGCCCAGGAGGAGUCCUCCCCCGUUAGCCUGCGUGAGAUUGUGCGCUACUUGGGCGGCGACGGCCCCGCGCCGGGGGGCGGCCGGGUAACUCGAGGCCGAGCGCAGGGGCUGCUCCAAGAAGAGAGGCUGGAGAGGACCCGCUUGGGUGGCGGCGGCGCUGGCGGCAGCAGCGGCAGCAACAACGUCGCCUUGCCCAGGGCGGAGAAAGGCGCGCAGGCCCGGGCCCCCAACGCCAGGGCGUACAGGAACAAGAAAGCAGGCGAAGAGGUCAAAGGUGAAGAGGAGGAGGAGGAGGAAGAGGAAGAAGAGGAUGAAGUCUCCACUAUGUCUGAAGGUUCUGAGGUGGCACAAGAUUAUGAGGCCAGCAACUACAGUAGACCUGGGAUGGGCCAGGUGAACGGGGACUGUAAGGACAGCAAGCAUGGUGGGAAAGAGAUCCUGCCCAGCAGUGCCCUCACCAGAGACCUUGAGGAGCAGUCCUUGAACAAAGGAUCAGAGCAGCCCCACCAUGAAGGAAAUGAGCGAUGUCACACCAAGCCCUCUUGGCCUGGAGAAAGUGCCUGUCAGCAUCUGGGGGGCAACAAGAAAGAUGGCAGCACCUAUCAGCAGCCAGACAGAGCAGUGUCACCAGCUGUUGCAGGUGCUGAGCCCUCUGUGCCCUCCUCCCCUGGGAGACCUGGCAUCCAGGCAGAUGGGAGACCAUUCAGCUGCACCUCAAUGAAGGAGAAGCCUUCUGACCCAGUGGAAUGGACUGUGAAUGAUGUUGUGGAUUAUUUCACAGAAGCCGGGUUUGCUGAGCAAGCAUCUGCCUUUCAAGAACAGGAGAUCGAUGGGAAGUCUCUGCUGCUGAUGCAACGCACCGAUGUGCUGACAGGCCUGUCUAUCCGCUUGGGACCUGCCCUCAAGAUCUACGAGUAUCACAUCAAGGUGCUGCAGCAGUGCCACUUCGAGGAGGACGAGGGCGACUCCUUCAUGGGCUGAGGAGAAAAGGGCACAGCUUGUGAAGGGAUAGGGGGGUGGGACAGGGACUCUGCCAACCACUGUUGUCUCCGCCAUUUCAGCCUUCCUCUGCCUCCAUGAAAACAAGACACCAGCUACGUGGGAAUGGCAAGAGCUUUGACCAGGUUUUGUGAGAGGAGGGGGGCGGAAAUGAUGAUCCCAGCUUAGCGGCUUCUCUACCCUGAUUGCCCAGAAAUAGGAAGGACCAGGGUGGGAGGGCUGCAAAAUCUCUUCCGCCUCCCACCCUGUAUGUGCGUGUUGCCUACCCCAGCUUUUCACUCGCCAUCGUGCAAUGUCUGUCUUGGGAAAGGGUGGAGAUGUGGGCUUUUGCUCCUCUUCCCUGCCUCCAUUUAAUUGAGAUGAUGUUGUGCUUCAGCACCUUCCUCCCCCCCCCCCACAGUAGCACUUGACAGCCCUAACUGCUCCCUUCCCUCUUGCUGUGAUUGGCGAGACAAAGAUUGAGCCUGCUGGAGGUAUCAGGAGGUUUUAAUCAAAUAUCUUUUUAUUCUCUUUUCUGUUUGGGUAGGCUUUUCUUCCAAUUUUCAUGGUCGUUGCCCAGAGUCAACUGCUUUUUAUUAUUAUUUUUCUUCUUCUCAUUUUUUAAAAAUAUAAAUAUUUAAACUGAAAAACAAAAACCCAGUUGGUUUAGUAUUCCCAGACUGGUUAGCCCACUGGAAGGGGUAAUGCAACAGUUAAAACAAAUGUGUGUCUAAGAGUGGUGAAAGUCCUGAAUUCUGAUUCAGCUCUAGGGAGGGGUGUCUUCUAGUGGUAUCAGUUUUUGGAAAGGAGAGGCCUUGGAAAAGAUAGGAAUGAAAGGCAAUCUGACUGGCCCAGAGUUGGGAGUAGAACUGCCAAGUUCUGCCUCAAUUUUCAGUAUUGUAUUCAACUGGGAUAAAUGUGUAGUAACCAUUGCACAGUCACCAAAAAAAAGUCUAGAAUGAGACACAGGAUUUGGAGGAGGGUUAUUUAUGGCAGCUUUGGGGAUUGAAAAGUGUGAAAGAGAACUGCUCAGGAUCCCUGUCCGUGCGUGCGUGUGUGUGUGUGUGUGUGAGUGGGAGAGAAUAAGUAAAAGUGGUGGGUUUAUUACCCUAGGAGUGGGUUUCCUCCUGUUAAAGCAGGCUAAGUGCAUGUAGGUAGAACAUAACAGCAAGAGGAGGUUGUACACUAUCCAUUGCAAAAUUGGCUUCUUGUACACUGGCAGGAUCUGAUGAGACGAGAGAGUUAGCUAGAGUGCACUAUACACAAUUUGAGCAUUCUUGAUUGUUUUCAAGGCACUGUCCACAAAAUCUGAGUUCUCCUGAUUGGGUAGGAAGCAUCUGUUCCACAAAUAUGUUUGAAAAUUUCAUCAUCAUGGCUUCCCUUUAAAAAACAAAACACUAUAGGAACUCUAACUUUGUUGAGGUUACACAGAACAUCUUGCUGUGGGAGCUUAAACUCUUCAUAGAACUGAAAUUCCGAGGGUUCCUUCCAUAAGCCAUGAUGGAUCAGGUUUGAAACCGGUUUAAAUCUGGUGUGUAAACAUGCCCCUACUGUAGUGUUGGAGCAACACCCACUGACCCCCUCUUCAUCUGCUCCCCAGAAACAGAAUUGUAGGUAGGUAGCUAGACAUACUCAUAUGCACGCCUGGAGGAAUGCACAGCUAGACAGGAGCACACAGAAUUUAUGUUCUCAGCAUUUAAUUUGAAACCAUGAGGGCUAGAAACUUAUUGUUUGAACUUGAAAGUGGAGGUUCUCAAUGUUGUGGCACAAAAGUGCCUCGGGGCUUACAUCCUGGCUGCAUGUUGCCCCCUAUUGCACUAGACCUACUAUUUUGUCCAGAGCUGGGAAUAAAAAAACAAGGUUCUUGGGUUCUGA
This is a messenger RNA of Hemicordylus capensis (graceful crag lizard), 3702 nucleotides long. RefSeq names its product sterile alpha motif domain containing 1 (gene SAMD1). Lineage: Eukaryota; Metazoa; Chordata; Lepidosauria; Squamata; Cordylidae. Gene Ontology annotation, molecular function: protein binding; DNA binding. The transcript is spliced from 5 exons. Bases 394 to 1830 code for a protein of 478 amino acids. The record is from RefSeq and is a predicted model, not a curated record.